UCUGAGUUAGAAAGGAAUCCUAAUCUUACAAGCAUCAAAAAAAUUGUGUUGCUUAGUUACCACAAUUUGCCUUACUUCCUCAAACCAUGUUUCUUGUACUUGGGUAUAAUCCCCGAGGAUUAUUCCAUCAAUUGUGGAAGACUAGUUCGACUUUGGAUGGCUGAGGGUUUCAUUGAAGAACAAAAAGGCAAAACAUUGGAAGAAGUUGCAGAAGAAUACUUGAUUGAGCUCAUCCUUAGAAACUUGGUUCAAGUGUCAAGUACAAAAAUUAAUGGAAGAGUUAAGAAUUGUCGGGUUCAUGAUGUAGUGCGUGAGAUCAUCCUCUCAAAGUCCGAGGAGUUGAGUUUCUGCCAUGUUUUAGCAGACGAGGAUUCAAGUCCCAAUAAUCAAAGUCGACGACUAUCAAUGCAUAUGAAGAACAGAAUGGAUAAGGUUCUGGAAAGCACACAUAUUUCCCGAAUUCGUUCUUUUUUUCUUUUUGCAGUGGGAGAGCUGCCAAACAAGUCCUUGUUGGGUGAACUAGCUGCAAAUUUCAAGCUUUUAAAAGUACUAGAUCUUCAAGAUGCUCCUCUAGAUCAACUACAUGAAGAAGUGGGGAAUCUACUUCAUUUGCGAUACCUAAGUGUGAAGAAUACAAGUGUGAAGACAAUUCCAAAGUCUAUUGGUAAGCUACAAAACCUGCAAACUUUGAAUUUGAAAUACUCUCUCGUGUUUGAGCUACCAAUCGAGAUCAAUAGGCUCCAUAAAUUGCGACAUCUUCUAAGCAUUUCUUUUAACUAUGAUAUUGAUAUAAGUUUGGAUAGUAUAAGAGGAGUGAAGAUAAGAGGAGGGAUCGGGCAUUUAGAACAGUUGCAAAAGUUGUGGGUUGUGGAGGCACUUGAAGAAGAAGAAGAAUGGGGCAACCUUGUUUUCAAAGAGCUGGAAAAUUUGAGGCAGUUGAGGAAGUUUGGCGUUUCCAAAGUGAGAAGAGAAAAUGGGAGGGUUCUUUGUGCUGCCAUUGAGAAGAUGAAACACCUUAGGGUUUUGGGGAUACGGGCUAAAAGUGAAGAUGAGAUUAUGGAUUUACAUUCUAUUUCUUCACCACCUGAAUAUCUUCAACGUCUCUACUUGGGGGGAUAUUUAUUGACUUUGCCAGAUUGGAUCCCAAAACUACAACAUCUACUCGCAAUACGUCUACACUGGACAGGUUUGACCGCAAAUGCAAUAAAAUCCCUUCAAGUGUUGCCUAAUUUACUAAAGCUUGAUAUCUAUCAGGGUUAUGAGGGACAGAGAUUGCAUUUUGAGGUUGGAGGGUUUCAAAAACUUAAGGUGUUAUAUCUACAAGGCUUGAAGCGAUUGAAUUCCAUGGUAAUAGAGGAUGGAGCGUUGCCUCUUCUUGAAGAAAUAUGGAUUGGGCCUAGCCCGCAACUGAAGGAGGUACCCUCUGGCUUCCACCACCUCAAAAGACUCGCAGCUCUUUCCUUUUAUGAUAUGCCAAUGGAGUUCUUAGAUAGAAUGCAACCGGACGAAGGAGAAGACUAUUGGAUUAUUCAGCAUAUACCCGAUAUCAAGUUCUCGUUCAAGUCUAGAGGAUUGUACUACAAAACCUAUAGUCUUCGAGAUUUCCAAGUCACACGUGAAAGACAGAGGAAAUAUUGAUGUGCAUCGAAGUUGACAGAUUCUGGUCUUAUGCCAACACAGAAGGUUGAAGGAAAUUCAAUUACAGUGUGAAAAGAGAAAAAAAUGGCAUCUCCUUCCCUCCCUCCAAAAUCAACAUGGUUCUUUCUUAUGUUUUAUUAUUAUUGUUGUUGUUGACCAAGACAACAUGUGUGGAUUUCUCUUAGUAUGCCUUGUUAUUUUUAAUAACUAUGUGAUGUUUGAUUUAGACAAAUAUAAUAAGGUCAUCCAGUCCUUUGUUGUAACAUCAUUGCACAGUGUUCUAUCUCUUUUUCUGAUCUUUUAUUCUGCAA
Camellia sinensis is the source of this 1949-nucleotide messenger RNA. RefSeq names its product disease resistance protein RPM1. NCBI's taxonomy places the organism in Eukaryota, Viridiplantae, Streptophyta, Magnoliopsida, Ericales, Theaceae. Gene Ontology annotation, biological process: defense response to other organism. Gene Ontology annotation, molecular function: ADP binding. The record is from RefSeq and is a predicted model, not a curated record.